AUGUCCUUCUUCGUCCUUCUCGUCGUUGGUGUCCUCACCAAUUCGGCUUCUUUGAAGUCAGUGUUCAACAUGACGACUCUGGCGGCCAUCAAGCCCAUCCUCUCUGCCAUGCUCCUCGUUGGUGUCUUCGCCAAUCAGGCUUUUGCGAGAUUGACGUUCAACAUGACGACUCCGGCGGCCAUCAAGCCCAUCCUCUCUGCCAUGCUCCUCGUUGGUGUCUUCGCCGAUCAAGCUUCUGCGAGAUUGGCCUUCAACAUGACGACCCCGGCGACCAUCACGCCCUUCCUUGUGCCUGCUUCCACAACUGUUACCACGACCGAGGCAUUCUUCAUUCCGGGCAACACUUCUACCACCGUUACGACCGUUACGACCGCCCCCUCGAUGACGUCUGCGCCUGUCCCUUCGAUGACGUCUGCGCCUGUCCCUCCGAUGACCACUGCGCCUGUCCCUUCGAUGGCCACUGCGCCUGUCCCUUCGAUGACCACCGAACCUUACACCACCCCGGGACAGUUCCCGUUCGACGGCACUCCCUACGGCAUCGGUGACGUUAUGACCGGUCCCCCCAAUGACUACGAAUUCCACCCUUGGGUCACGGGGUUUGCGCCUUUUGAUUGGUUCAACAAUGUGUUUGGACUCGGUUGGUAUGAAAGACGUGAAUGUGGAUGCUCUGAAUUGGACUGUCUUCAAGUCUGUGCAUCGGUCUGGGUUCGAGCGCAAGAAAUGCGCGAUGCUCUAUUCUCUGGAGCGAGGAAGGUUGAAUCAGGUUCUGCCUGGUGGGCCAUGGUUGUGGCCUGCAUGACAGGUUUUUUGAUCAUGUGGCUCUAG
Diplodia corticola is the source of this 825-nucleotide messenger RNA. RefSeq lists its product as uncharacterized. The transcript has 4 exons. The record is from RefSeq and is a predicted model, not a curated record. NCBI's taxonomy places the organism in Eukaryota, Fungi, Ascomycota, Dothideomycetes, Botryosphaeriales, Botryosphaeriaceae. Bases 1 to 825 code for a protein of 274 amino acids.